Molecule: messenger RNA, 4872 nt
Organism: Salvelinus fontinalis (brook trout)
Lineage: Eukaryota; Metazoa; Chordata; Actinopteri; Salmoniformes; Salmonidae
Product: sphingomyelin synthase-related protein 1-like
Exons: 6
Coding region: 313-1548 (411 amino acids)
Biological process (GO): ceramide biosynthetic process
Cellular component (GO): endoplasmic reticulum membrane; Golgi membrane
Molecular function (GO): ceramide cholinephosphotransferase activity; protein binding; sphingomyelin synthase activity
Source: RefSeq, a predicted model, not a curated record
CAGUGUUUUCUCUUUUGAAAUGGUACUGGCUCCUCCAAUCGAUAUGGGAACUUUUUGUCUAUUCCACACAGUGCAUAUCUUUUAAUGUGAUAUGCAUGUUUCCUGUGACAAACUUAAAGAGCGACUACCCUUUAAAAAGUUUCUGAUUUUGAAAAUGGCCUAUGUGGCAUCGUCAUGAGUUAGACACAUUUAUUCUAGUGUCAAGAUUGACUACAAAGUGUAAAGUCAGUCUCGUCCAAAACAGAGAUUUGCAAGAUGGGGAAUAAAAUGUUACGUCACGGAUGAAGGGUACAUUUACAGAGUGAAGGGGAGAUGUCUAGUAGUACCCAGCUGAGCAUCCGGCAUUGGACCACCAAGCACGUUGCCAAGUGGCUGAAGGACGAGGGCUUCUGCCACUAUGUAGACCUACUGUGCAACAAGCACCGUCUGGAUGGCAUGUCCUUACUCACCCUAAGUGAAUACGACCUCCGCUCUCCCCCACUGGAACUCAAGGUGCUGGGGGACAUCAAGAGGCUGAUGGUGUCCCUCCGCAAGCUGCAGAAACAAAACCUGGAUAUCCUGGAGGAGCUGGGGGUCCCAUUCGACGGACACUCGCCUCCGGGUGGGGACUGGCACUGCAACGGAGACUCCAGUAGAGAGUGCGAUAACUCUAACACAGACACAGCACCGGUUGGAGAGCAGUAUCUUGAGUAUAGGAAUGGGAAGUACAAGCAUGGAGGGAGCGGGAGGCUGGACCCUGAGUACUGGAAGACGGCGCUUAGUGCCAUCUAUGUGGUGUUUGUGUUCGGAUUUACCUCUUUCGUUAUGGUGAUCGUGCACGAGAGGGUGCCGGACAUGCGCACUUACCCUCCCUUGCCAGACAUUUUCUUAGACAGUGUACCUAGAAUACCAUGGGCCUUUGCCAUGGCAGAGGCAUGUGGAGUCAUCCUGUGUAAUAUCUGGCUGCUAGUUCUGCUGCUGCACAAGCACAGGUCCAUCCUGCUGCGGCGGCUGUGCAGCCUCAUGGGGACAGUGUUUAUGCUGCGUUGCAUCACCAUGUUCGUGACCUCCCUGUCAGUGCCAGGACAGCACCUGCAGUGCUCAGGAAAGGUGUAUGGUGAUAUGUGGGCCAAACUGCAUCGAGCUCUGGCCAUAUGGAGUGGAUUUGGAAUGUCCCUCACAGGGGUCCAUACGUGUGGGGACUACAUGUUCAGUGGUCACACGGUGGUCAUCACCAUGCUCAACUUCUUUGUGACAGAAUACACCCCGCGGGGAUGGAACUUCAUCCACACCUUGUCCUGGGUCCUGAACUUGUUUGGCAUCUUCUUUAUCCUGGCGGCCCAUGAACACUAUUCCAUCGACGUCUUCAUCGCCUUCUACAUCACGACCAGGCUGUUCCUGUACUACCACACGCUGGCUAACACCAGGGCCUACCAGCAGAGUCGCAGGGCCCGCAUUUGGUUCCCCAUGUUCUCCUUCUUCGAAUGCAACGUCAACGGCCCCGUGCCCAACGAGUACGGGUGGCCCUUCUCUAAACCCACCAUGAUCAGGAGCAUGAUUGGGUACUAGGUGGAGUACACUGGUCUGCGAUGCAGCCACCGCGACGUUGAUCUCUUCUAACACUGUUUACUCUGAGACCCGUUGUGUUCUUUUGCUGCUGCCGCUGCCUUCAAGGAGUUGCCAACUGUGGUUGUGUGAUAUUGACUUUAUAUUCCAAUGUCUGCAGAGACUGCAAGCUGAGAAUGCUUGUAGGAUCCUAUCGGUGCCACGGUGCGACAGGGUACGGGAGACUUGACUACUCAUAUUCUGUGACUUAGUGGUCGGCUGGCGUUUGUCCCACGGCAGCCUGUUGAAAGGGAUUAAACUAUGUGUCCAAAAUGACACACAACUCAUUUUAUAAUGCACUACUUUAGACCAGAGCCCUAUGGCCUCUCGUCAAAAAUAAUGCACUACGUAGGGAAUAGGGUGCCGUUUUGGAUACAUGCUAAAGACUAAUUAUCUUAAUUUGAAAAGGGAUUGAGAUUUUUGAAGAUAUUUCCCACACCUUUUGCCAUGAUCAAUAACCAGGUAACAGAUAUGAUGUAAGUGCUUUAGUCAACUCAUCUCUUGUUAUGCCUUACGGUGUAAGGCAUGACAGCGAACUCAACAGACGAGUUGGCUAAAGCACAAACUGACCUGCUACUGCCAGGCUUGCAUUUCCACGCUUAACAGCUCUUAACUUGCAGUCUGAGGGAACGUUGAAGGUAAUAAGCAAGCUAGAGGUUUGGGGAAAAACAUGAAAGCGGAAUUCUCAGGCAGCCUAUUGUAACCAAAAAAAAAUAUUUUUUAAGUCCAAUAGAAUUUGUUAAUCUAAAAUUCAACAGUAUUAUAUUUAAAAAAUCUUCAUUUAUAUAUCCUGAGAAAUUAGGGUAUAAUAUUAUUGUGGUUUUAUCUGGCUCUAAUACAGGUAUGGCCCACUUCUUUUUUUUUUUUUAAAUAAAUUUUCAAAAUGUCAAAUGAUACUGUUCCUGAAUUUCUGUAUAACAAUAUCUAAGUUCCAGAUGUUGUGACCGGUCUUGUUACUUGUUUAUCUUUAUUAAUUUGGGUAGUGUGAAAAGCUUCUGCAUUCCUUAAGACACUACUGUGGGUUUUGGCUGUUUUACUAGAAUGCUGAAUUAGUCAUGUUGACAUGAACUACAUGACCAAAAGUAUGUGGACAUCUGCUUGUCGAACAUCUCAUUCCAAAAUCAUGGGUGUUAAUAUGGAGUUGGUCCCUGCCCUCUUGCUGCAAUAACAGCCUCUACUCUUCUGGGAAGUCUUUCCACUAGAUGUUGGAACAUUGCUGCUGGGACUUAAUUCCUUUCAGCCACAAGCAUUAGAGGUCGGGCAUUGAUGUUAGGCAAUUAAGCUGGGCUCGCCGUUGGUAUUUCAAUUCAUCACAAAGCUGUUCGAUGGGGUUGCGGUCAAUGUCUCUGUGUAGGCCAGUCAAGCUCUUCCACACCGAUCUCGACAAACCAUUUCUGUAUGGACGUCGCUUUGUGGGCGGGGGCAGUGUCAUGCUGAAACAGGGAAGGGCCUUCCACAAAGUUGGAAGAACAGAAUUGUGUAGAAUGUCAUUGUAUGCUGUAGCGUUAAGAUUUCCCUUCACUGGAACUAAGCGGCCUAGCCCAAACCAUGAAAAACAGCCCCAGACCUCAGUAGUGAGUGUUGCAACCGAGGACAGACAUUUAAAAAAAAUAAUAAUAAUAAUUAUAAUGUAUGCGCUUCAGCACUCGGCGGUCCCGUUCUGUGAGCUUGUGUGGCCUACCACUUUGCGGCUGAGCCGUUGUUGCUCCUAGAUGUUUCCACUUCAUAAUAACCACACUUACAGUUGACCAUGGCAGCUCUAGCAGGACAGAAAUGUAACGAACUGGCUUGUUGGGAAGGUGGCAUCUGAGCUCCUCAAUAAGGCCAUUCCACUGCCAAUGUUUGUCUAUGGAGCUUGCGUGGCGGUGGUCUUUUUUUAUACACCUGUCAGCAACGAGUGUGGCUGAAAACGCCGAAUCCACUAAUUUGAAGAGGUGUCCACAUACGUGUAUAUAAUAUAUUUGGUUUCCUUUUAUAAUAUUUGUAUUGUUCAGUUAAUCCUACCUUUUUCCGAACUAUACCUUGCCGUAAACGGGGAUGUUACCCCCAAGGAGAUCGCAAAAAGCAGCCAAAACUAUGGAAUGGAAAAUGGUGAACAAUCGUUUUUAAAUAUCAUUCCAUUUGCCAAUAACUUUAGGUGUUUAUAGUAACAUUGUCUUUUUUAUAAGAACUGUAUAUCUCAGAUGUUGCGUACUCGCUUGUAAUUUAGUAAAUGCCCAGGCUUCGCGAUUAACAUACAAGGAUAUAAAUUCUUACAAAAAUAGUUUUACUACUUCCACAGAUCCCUUGGACUGUCUUAAUUUAUUUAAUUUUGUAUAUGUCAAUAGAAUUGUUUUAUUUAAUUCAAUAUUUGAUGUACAGAAAGGAUAUUGCAAUAUACACUUGAACAGGAAUAUGUUUACAGUUGUGGGGAAAUAUAUUUGUUUAAAACACAAUGUGCUUUUAUGUAUAGAUUGAUUUUUCAGAAUCAUCCUCUCACCCAAAUCAUUAAAAACAAAUUCGGACCAACACAAACCCCCGUCACUCAAAUCAGAUCUGAAAUGGCCAUUAAUGGUAUUGGUUACAACCCACUUUUGUAAGACAAUUAAGGGUUACUUUACUGGGCAGAGACGUCAAUUCAACGUCUAGUUUUUAAAUGUAUCCUACAAUUGAUUUGAAUUCACGCAAGUUGGCAACUCAAUGUAAGAAAAUAUAGAUUUGAACUAUGUCAUUGGAUUUAAGUCGGGUGAAAAAAGGACACAUUUUCCAAAUUCAUCUUAUGUUGAUGACUUCUUGAAUCUAAUCAGUUAUCCACCUUGAUUCAUCUUAAUCAAAUUUGUUUCUACGUCAUAGAUUUUUUUAUGUUGAUUCUACCGGUUUGUGUCAAGUCUCAUCUCCAUCCCAUGUUUUAUUUGGAAUUUCAGCUGUGGAAUAGUUACUAGAUCCCUUACAUGCUAUGAGUCUUAUUUCCCCCCCCCUCCCUAAUAAAGUAAUGACGAACUUCUGACUAAUGCCAGCUCGUGCUAACUGCAAAUCUAUCAUUUACUGCUAAGAUGAUUUUUAUUUUUUUGAUAUAUACAGGAGAAUUAUGACUUCAUGUAUUUGUUCUUGUCACUUUUAACCCCCUCUAAUAAAUUGUUACUAAUCCUUAUCACUGGUGUGGUUAUAAUGGUAUGUUACAUACCUCCAAGAUGCAGUAAUUGGCUACCAUUUUGAAAUGUAGCGAUCACACAGUGUGGUUGUAUUGGGUUAAUUGAUUAAUGUCCUGCAAAUGACAUGUCUUUACCAUCAUUAAACAGUUGACAUCAA